AUGUCUGAGAUAUAUGAUCUACUGCUACACUUCCUGUACGAUUUUGGUAACCAGACGACUGUGUAUGCAUACGAUUCAAUUUCCAUUCAAUUCCAGAUUCAAUUGCCAGAUCAUCCUUGUUUGAAAAUGAGCAAGCAAUUCGGAGCCAAGAAACUAAAAUCGGCUUUAACGAAGCCGAAAACGGUUUUUACGUUUGCCUCUAGCGAGGAGCGAAAGAAACGAAUUGCAGCACGAACGCGUCAGAUGAACAUCCCGGUACCCAUAGAUUUGGAGAAGCUGAUAGACGAAAGGAUUAAGCUACUAAAGGAUAACAGUUUCGUUUUUCUUACUUAUGCAUACUCGAAAAACAGCGAGCUUUUUACGCCCUACAGUUUUUUGGAGGUUCCAUUUAGCAAAGCAGAUAAGCACGAAUAUUUUACUGUGAGUCGUCAUGGGGUAACCUAUUGGAGCGAUGCUGAAAACCACUUUACUGAGCUCGGCGCCUGGCUAUCGGAUUAUCGAAAGUAUCGUAAACUCACAGAUCUAGGCUUUUUCAAACACUAUCGUAGCGGAAAAGCAUUUCGCAUAUGGCUACGCAACAUUCAGUGGUACAAAUACGAGAAUGCCCGCCAAAAAAUCGCAUCUACUGCCUUCAUCGCGCUUCCUCGUCUGGCUAGGGCGCUGCUGACGAUGCAAGAAGAGUUUGUGCAGUUGGUGGGGUUUCGAUUUUUCGACGUAUCGGUAUCAGAGAAUUGGCAUCUGCCUUACUUCAUUGAAACUCAAAUGACUACCUUCGAGCAGGUGCGGGAUUUCCUUCACCAGUUGCGUGAAAAAAUGCGAAAUGUGCUAUAUGAAACGAUUAACGUGUCUAAUAAAAAGAAGUUGAAAGACAUGAUGAGCUUUACGGAACGAGCGAAUAAGCGCAAAUUGUGCGCCUUGUUGGCCAGAUUUCUUGCCUGCGCCGACCAGAUAAUGAUUACACUUCUCCAUCAAAUUUUGCGAGAGUCCUUCAAAAAUUUGGCAAGUGUUUUCUCAAACUUCAUGGAAGCCUUUUUGUCGAAUGAGUGCUCUCAGAGCUUAAGAGCACCGUUCAUGAAUGUAGAAUUAGUUCUCAAACCUUCGCGUAUCGAUCUUGAUCCUUCACGUGAAGUCACCACACGAAUGUUAGAGGAUCUUAGCAAUCUAGUCAUGCGGACUGUCUACAAAAUCGAUCGUUUUCAAAACGAUACUUUCUUCGACGUCUAUACGGAACCGACAAUAAUGGGACGAAAGGAAGACCGUCUGUGUGGAAACCCUCCAAGUCUGGAUUUUAUUAUCCGAAACGAUAUACAGCUAUCAAAUAACAUCAAAUUAAUAUUUGAUGGAAUUAUCGAAGCGUACAACAAUGUCGAUCAAUAUGUUGUGCAAUUCGAACGUAUUCGCUUGUCGUACCAGGAAAAUAUGGCAGUUGAUCAUGGCAUUAUCCGGGGGGAAACCAAUCUGGAGGUACUGAAAAUGUACUGUGAGCGAUUCAGCAACCAGAUGGCAGAGUUAGAGCAAAUCCAAGAGUCUCAUCCAUUAGGAUUGCUCCAAGUAAAGCAGAUCGCCUUCCGGGACGAAAUCACUCCCAUUUGUCAACAACUGCUGGCAGUGUUAGAUGAAACUAUCCCUCGGUUAGCAAUGGAGAAAAUCAAUUAUGUCGAACAAAAGGGAGAGGAAUUACAGACAAAGCUUUUAAUUGUUCCAGAAGAAACAAAUCACUAUAUCUACUAUUUCAAUCAUCUGGAAGUAUGCCAAGAGUACGUGGCUAGCUUGAAAAAGGAGCUGAACUACGCCUAUGAUGCGUUAAAAAUCAUGAAAAAUUAUAGUAUUGCAUUGUCGAAUGAAGAUAAAGAUAAAUAUUUAGACAUGGAGGAAUUUUUAGAUGAAAUCAGUACAACGUUAGAAAGCAAACGAUCCCAAAAACAGGAUUUGAUCAACAAAUUCGAUCUAUGCCUACAGGCCGAUAUAACAAAAAUAUUCUCCGAAGUCGAAGAUAUUCAAGAAAAAGUUUUAAAGGAAUGGCUACUUGAUCUAGGGUCAGAUCCAGCGCAGGUACGCGAUUGUUUGAUUGAUCAAUCCGAACGAUUGACAAUGUGCCAACGGAAAGCACAGGAGUACAAAAAGUACCAAAAAGAAUUCCGCUUGGAAGUGACAAGGUUCGUAAAGCUUGAUCAGGUUAUUAACGAGGUAAAAUUGCGCCAAAUCCUAUGGGAUAGUGUGCAACAGUGGAAAGAAUCGGUGGAAAUAUGGAACGAAAUACACUUCCACGAGCUAAGUAUGGACGAGGUGGAAGCACUCAAUACAAAAAUAUUGAAAAAUUGUGCUAUGCUUGAUAAGAAUCUUCCCAAAAAUGAUAUUAUUCCAAAACUGAAGGCAGAAGCCGAAGAAUUCAAAGAUAAAAUACCAGUGCUUGGGUUUUUACGUAACCCAGCUCUCAAAACACGACACUGGAUUAAGAUUGAACAGAUACUAAACCGCCAUCUGACCGAGGAGACAGAAAUCUAUUUACACACCUUCGAAGAUGCAAAUGCAUUUGAGGAAGAAGUGGCGGCCGAGCUGAUGGAAGUAUCAAAUAUGGCUAGUGCUGAGGCAGGCUUGGAAACGCUGUUAAACAAGGUCGAGAACGCUUGGAAAGAGUUAGAACUGACCGUAAUUAAUCAUCGCGAUCAUCGGGAUGUGUUUGUGUUGGCAGGAAUCGAUGAGAUACAAACGAUUCUGGAUGAGUCUAGUAUAAACGUUAGCACCGUGGCAGCUUCGAGACACGUUGGACCCAUUAAACCAAAGGUGGACGAUUGGGUAAAUCAGUUAGAUCUUUUCUCGCGAACACUUGAUGAAUGGAUGCAAUGCCAGCAGUCCUGGAUUUACUUGGAGGCCAUAUUUUCUGCUCCAGAUAUUCAACGCCAACUUCCACACGAAACGCAGAUGUUUUUGCAGGUGGAUAAAGCAUGGAAGGAUCUGAUGCGACGCACUCAGAAAGCUCCAUUAGCUCUUGGGGCGAUGACGGCAGAGGGCGUAUUAGAACAACUUCAAAUAAAUAACGUACUAUUAGAAAAAGUUACACGGUGCUUGGAAGCAUACUUAGAAGUGAAACGGAUGGCUUUUCCGCGAUUCUAUUUUUUGUCUAAUGAUGAGUUGUUGGAAAUAUUGGCACAAACAAAAAAUCCAUAUGCCGUACAACCUCACUUGUCCAAAUGCUUUGAUGCUAUUGCGAAGAUCGAAUUUGGUAAGAAAAAAACCGAGACAGGAGAAUCGAUCAUGACCAACGACAUUAUUGCGAUGAUAUCACCAGAAGGUGAGCGAUUAACCUUCGGCGUUGGCCUUAAGGCACGUGGAGCGGUGGAAGAUUGGCUUUCGAAAGUGGAAGAAGCAAUGUUUUUGGCAGUUAAGCGAUAUAUGCGCCAUGGCUUUCGUUUAUACGGACUCAAAGAUCGUUCGUUCUGGAUGCAGGAGCAUCCGAAUCAGGUAGUAUUAACCAUCUCCCAGCAGCAAUGGGCCACCGACGUUCACAACAUCCUUGACGGCGGAGGCAACGUUGACAAAGGGUUGGAAGAAUUUCAUGAUAAAUUGACGAAAAAUUUAACCGAGCUAGCUGCGAUUGCUCGAACCAAAAUUUCCAAACUAGUGCGUAAGGUGUUAUGCGCUUUGAUCACGAUAGAUGUACAUGCUCGUGACAUGAUAGCAGGGAUGGUUGCAAAAAGAAUUCAAAAAUCGACCGAUUUUGAAUGGCUUAAAAUGCUACGAUAUUACUGGAUGCCAGAAACGGAGGUAGUUGAAACGAAAAUGGCCUCUGCAAAUUUGCCUUACUUCUACGAGUAUCUCGGUGCGGGAGGAGUACUUGUAAUAACACCACUUACCGAUCGGUGCUAUCUCUGUUUGAUGGGUGCGCUGCAAAUGGAUUUAGGAGGCGCUCCAGCAGGACCUGCCGGAACAGGGAAAACUGAAACGACAAAAGACCUUGCAAAGGCUCUUGCUAUACAAUGUGUGGUCUUCAACUGCUCCGAUGGAUUGGACUACAAAAUGAUGGGUCGUUUUUUUACCGGUCUUGCCCAGUCUGGUGCAUGGUGCUGCUUUGACGAAUUUAAUCGCAUUGAUAUUGAGGUGCUUUCCGUUAUCGCUCAACAACUUAUAACCAUUCGUAAUGCAAAAGCCUCGAAAAUGAAACGAUUUCUCUUCGAGGGCCGCGAAAUUCGAUUGAAACCAUCGUGUGCCGCAUUCAUCACUAUGAAUCCGGGAUAUGCCGGCAGAACGGAGCUACCGGAUAACCUGAAAGCUCUAUUUCGGCCGAUAUCUAUGAUGGUUCCUGAUUAUGCUCUUAUCGCUGAGGUAAUCCUAUACUCCGAAGGAUUCGAGGGAUCUAAGAUAUUGGCCAAAAAGAUGGUACAAAUGUACAAGUUGUGCAGUGAACAGCUUAGUCAGCAAGAUCAUUAUGACUUUGGUAUGCGGGCCGUAAAGAGCGUGCUCGUAAUGGCCGGUGCGCUGAAACGCGCCUCACCUGAUCAACCAGAAAAUGUGACACUUAUCUCAGCCUUGCGUGAUUCAAACUUACCUAAAUUUUUGGCCAACGACGCGGAUCUUUUUAAUGGCAUAUUAGGUGAUUUAUUUCCGGGCGUGGAACUGCCAGAACCCGAACGUGGAGAUCUACAAAACGCGAUUGAGCAAUGUAUGAGAGACCGUAACCUGCAACCAGUACCAGAAUUAGUGCUAAAAACGCUACAGCUCUUCGAAACGAUGGUGGUUCGCUGGGGUGUAAUGCUAGUUGGGCCUACCGGUAGUGGCAAAACAACGGUACUACAUAUUUUGGCCAAUGCAUUUGAAAAACUCUACUCCGACGAAAUUCCCGGACCAUUAUAUCGUCCAGUACGCACUCAAACACUUAAUCCAAAAGCCAUCUCUAUGGACGAACUGUAUGGCUGCGUAAACUUAGCCACAAUGGAGUGGCGUGAUGGAUUGCUUGGAUUAGCAAUUCGAUCAGCAGUGGGUGUAACAGACGAAAUUCAUCAGUGGGUUGUAUGCGACGGUCCCGUCGACGCAGUUUGGAUUGAAAAUCUUAACACGGUACUCGAUGACAACAAAAUGCUAUGCUUGGCAAACUCCGAACGUAUCAAGCUCACCAGCUGGGUGCAUAUGGUUUUCGAGGUGCAGGAUCUAGCACAGGCUUCCCCAGCAACGGUUUCAAGAUGUGGAAUGGUAUACAUGGAUCCCGUACACCUUGGAUGGUCGUCGAUAGUAAAAUCCUGGCUUAACACAGUUCAACACCUGCACUUGGAUGGUGAUCUGAAUGCUUACAUACUAUCGCUGUAUGAGCGACACUAUGAGGCCAUUACUAAAUUCCUACAACGAAACUGUAAGUGGAGUAUACAUCAGGUCAACAUCAGUAAACUGAUGAUGAUGUGUAAGCUGCUCUAUUUGCUGCUGCAAGAAACACAAGGACUGCACUUAAUGGAACGGGGAGAAGCUAAGCAUUAUGUCUUUAAAAUGUUUACAUGGAGCAUGCUGUGGUCUUUUGCUGGUAAUUUAUUGGACGAUUCCAAAGCGCAGUUUGAGCAAUAUUACCGAACUCUGCAGAAUCAAGAGGAACUGGGGCUUUUACCCAAAGAUACGUUGUGGGAUUUCCGAAUUAACACAAAAACUCGCACUUGGGAAAGCUGGAACGCAAUUCACCCUAAGUUUUUCUACAACUCUUCUGUACCUUAUUUCGAUCUGUUGGUACCAACUCUUGACACUACCAAGUAUGGCUUCGUUGCAGAAAUGCUACUUCAGCAUCAAUGUCCAAUAAUGUUCACCGGCGAUACAGGAGUUGGAAAAUCAGUACUUGCGCGAGAAAUUCUCAACAGACUAAUGCAGCGCGAUGUGAUACCAAUGUUUGUCAAUUUUUCCGCACAAAGUGAAAGCGCCCGAACACAAGAGAUCAUAGAAUCGCGCCUCGAACGACGCAAAAAGACGUUGCUUGGAGCUCCCAUCAACAAGAAAAUUGUGGUAUUUAUAGAUGAUGUUAAUAUGCCCAAAUUGGAUAGAUAUGGAAGCCAACCACCGAUAGAGCUUCUACGCCAGUUUGCCGACUUCCGAGGAGUUUACGAUCGCGAGAAAAUGUAUUGGAAGGAUAUCGUGGACGUUACGCUGGGAGCUGCAUGUGCUCCGCCAGGAGGAGGUCGCAACGUAUUAACAGCAAGAUUCAUUAGGCAUUUCGCGCUUUUCUCUUUGCCCUCACCAAACAGUGCAACAUUGAAAACUAUCUUUAAAGCUAUUAUGACAGGUUUUUUGAACGAUUUCAACAUGUCCAUUCGACCACUGGCCGAAUCUAUCGUCGAAACAGCCGUCGCUGUAUAUGAGCGUAUAUCAGCCGAGCUGCUGCCAACACCGAAGAAGUCACACUAUGUCUUCAAUCUUCGUGAUCUCUCCAAAUGCGUCCAGGGAGUGCUGCAAGCGGAUUCAUCGAGCUACACUAAUCCGAUGCAGUUGAUGCGAUUGUUUUAUCACGAGUCGUCCCGCAUAUUCUAUGACCGGCUUAUCAACGAGGAGGACAAGACAUAUUUCAAGCAAUUGCUUCAGGAUUGCUGCGAGAAGUAUUUCGAAACCACUGUUGUACAGCCUGAAGAAACGGUUAUGUUCGGAGACUUUAUGGUUUUUGGCCAGGCAGCGGAAGAUCGCGUUUACGAAGAAAUUAAGGAGACCAAAAAAUUGAAAUCGAUCCUGGUAGACUAUCUGGAAGAUUACAAUGGAACGGUGGGAACAGAGAUGAAUUUGGUAUUUUUUGCCGAUGCCAUUGAACAUAUAGUUCGUUUGGCGCGAUUGCUACGUUCAGAACGAGGGAACGGUUUGCUUGUAGGCGUAUCCGGUAUGGGAAAACAGAGUCUUGCAAAACUAGCCGCUCAUAUCAACGGAUACCAGUGUCAUCAGAUUGCUCUCCGAAGAGGUUACGACCACAGUUGCUUCCAUGAAGAUCUGCGCCGCAUCUAUUGGAUUGCCGGAGUGUUAAAUAAGGCAACAGUCUUCCUGAUCACCGACACGCAAAUUGUACAGGAAGCAUUCAUGGAGGACAUAAACAACAUACUGAACUCGGGCGAGGUACCAAACCUCUUUGAGGGUGAUGAAUACGAGAAAAUAAUUUUGAAUACAAGGCAACCAUGCAUUGAGAGUGGGUAUCCAAAUCAAACUCGGGACGGCAUAUAUGAGUUCUUCGUUAAACGUGUAAGGGCUAACUUACAUGUUAUUAUGUGCAUGAGUCCAGUCGGUGACACUUUCCGGAGUCGAUGUCGUAUGUUUCCUUCGCUGGUAAAUUGUUGCACAAUUGAUUGGUUUGUAAAGUGGCCAGAUGAAGCAUUACGCAGCGUGGCGGUCGGUUCAUUGAAAGAUGUCUCAGAUAAUGAAGUACAGUGCAAACACUUGGCUCAGAUCUGCGUUAUGAUACACGAAAGUGUUGAAAGCAUAUCAGAACGGUUCUAUCGCGAAAUGAGGCGCCAUUACUAUACCACUCCUAGCAGCUAUCUACAGCUUCUAAACCAAUAUCGUGUACUUGUACAGAAACGAGUGGACUCGAUCGUUCAGAAAAAAGAUCGUAUCGCAAAUGGAUUAAGCAAAAUUCUCGAAACCAAUCAGGUGGUGGCAGAAAUGGGAGAAGAGUUGAAAAAGUUUGUGCCUAUUCUAGAAGAAAAAUCGAAAAACAUGAAAGAACUCUUGGCCAAGCUUGACAAAGAUAAUGCCAUGGCGGAAAGUGUAAAGAAAAGCGUAGCGAAAGAUGAGGCCGAAGCCAAAGUAAAGGCAGCCGAAACACAGGAGAUCGCCGAUGAAGCAGCAAAAGACUUGGAGAUUGUUCUACCGACACUACAAGCUGCGCAAGAUGCACUGAAAUCGCUAAAUAAAAACGAUAUAAAUGAGCUUCGAGUGUUUCAGAAGCCUCCAAAAUUGGUGCAGUUUGUAAUGGAAGCAGUGUGCAUUCUACUCGGUGCCAAGACUGACUGGAAUACCGCAAAGGUAGUAAUGUCUGAUGUGAACUUUUUGAAGAAGCUAGAAGACUACGAUAAGGAACACAUACCUGAGGCAACUAUUAAGAAAAUAAAAACAUACGUUGAUCACAAGGACUUUCAACCAGCGACUAUUGAAAAAGUGUCUAAGGUAGCGAAAUCGAUGUGUUUGUGGGUGAUUGCGAUAGAAAAAUACGCCAAAAUUUACAAGGUAGUCGAACCAAAAAUCAAACGGCAAAAGGCCGCCGAACAGGAGCUGGGUGAGGUGAUGCAAUUGCUCAAAUCAAAACAGAGUGAGCUGGCCGAAAUAGAAGCAAAAAUAACCAUGCUUAUGGCAAAUCUGGAGGAGAAAAAGCGCGAAAUGAAACUGUUGCAGGAUCACAAUGAUCUUACAAGCGCUCGAUUGAAUCGUGCCGGUAGACUCACGUCAGCACUUGCUGACGAAGAAGUCCGUUGGCGCGAAACGGUAAAGCAACUGACGGCUGAACACUUCGCAGUUCCUGGUGAUGUCCUGGUGGCAUCCGCGUACGUUGCUUAUUUGGGGGCUUUUCCAAUUGACUACCGACGCACAUUAUCCGAUAUUUGGGUUUCGGAAUGUAAGCGGUUGAACAUUCCAAGUAGCCCUACCUUUAAUUUGGUUCAGAUCCUCGGAGAUUCUUACCAGAUACGUCAGUGGAACAUGUUCGGGUUACCAAGGGAUGAAAUAUCGGUUGAAAACGGCAUCAUCGCAACGGAAGGCGGUCGCUGGCCGCUGAUGAUAGAUCCGCAGGAACAAGCAAACCGAUGGAUAAGAAAUAUGGAGUCGCGUAACGAAUUACGAAUCAUCAAGCUUACCGAUGGAAAUAUGAUGAGAAUUUUGGAAAUUUGCAUUCGUCAAGGAUUUCCAAUGCUGAUUGAGGAUGUACAAGAAACAUUAGAUCCAGUCUUGGGACCAGUUUUAAUGAAACAAGUCUUUCUCCAAAACGGUCGACUUAUGAUUAAGCUUGGUGAUGUGGAUGUGGAUUACGAUAGCAGCUUUCGACUUUAUAUGACAACGAAACUUCCUAAUCCCCACUUUUUGCCUGAAAUUUGUAUCCAAGUUAGUUUGGUGAAUUUUCUUGUUUCUAGAAGUGGACUCGAGGACCAGUUGCUGGCAGAAAUCAUUAAGAUUGAACUACCAGAAAUGGAGAAACAACGCAACGAUUUGAUUACCACCAUAAACGCGGAUAAGCAGCAGUUAUUGUUGCUUGAAGACAAGAUAUUGAAAGUCCUGUACAGCUCCCAAGGAAACAUUUUAGACGACGAAGAGCUUGUGGAAUCUUUAAACGAAUCGAAAGAAAUGUCAACUAUCAUUGCUGAUCGUUUGAUAGAAACUGAACGUACGGAACUGAAUAUUGCGGCCACUCGCGAAAAAUAUCGCAUUCUUGCUGCUCGUGGUGCGAUUCUAUACUUCGUGGUUGCAUCACUAUCAGAAAUUGAUCCAAUGUACCAGUUCAGUCUCCGAUACUUUACACAAGUUUACUGUUCAGUGAUCGAACAGCCGCACACCAGGAUGGAGCUUCCAGAACGUUUGGCAACUUUGCUAGAGGACAUCACUUUUACAACAUUUGCCAACAUCUGUAGAGGGUUGUUCGAGAAACAUAAGUUGAUCUGUGGAUUUUUGGUAGCUUUCGCUAUUUGCAAGGAAACCCAACAAUUUUCCGACGAAGAGUUUAGUUUUAUCGUGCGUGGACCAUCGCAGAGAAAAUUUUCCCUGGAAGGAAAACCUCACUUUCUGAGCGACAAUCAGUGGAUAGCUUGCUGUUUCCUCGAGAUGCAUGACCGAACUAAAUUUUACGAGCUCACCAAACAGCUGCACCGGUCUUUAAUAAUUGCAAUCGAAGAUUUCCAAGAGGAUCUUUGCCUCGCACCUAGUCCGCAGCCGGGAACUGUUGAUUGGAAUGCACGAUUAUCAAUGUCAGAAAAACUCAUGCUUGUUGCCGCAUUGAAGGACGAGUUCUUGGUGAUUGCUGUAACUGAAUUUAUUCGCCAUUCACUUGGUAAACGGUAUACAGAGCCAGCAAAAAAUACGAGCCUAGCGUCGUUGUAUGCCGACAUUUCACCAACCAUUCCGCUAGUGUUUGUUCUAUCGGCGGGAUCCGAUCCUAUGACGGCCUUGAUUAAGUUCGCCCAGGAAAGAGAUUGUGUUGAGAAACUUCAUUCGAUUUCACUCGGACAAGGACAAGGACCAGCUGCUGAAGCUCUAAUUGAAGCAGGAACAAAGUCAGGGCACUGGGUAUUUCUGCAAAACUGUCAUCUUGCAACUUCCUGGAUGGAAGCGAUGGAAAAGAUCGUCAACCGCAUCGCGAUGGGAUUGCAAACGGUUGAUACUAAUUUUCGUUUAUUCUUGUCUUCGAUGCCCGUUCGUACUUUCCCAAUUAGUGUGUUGCAAAACUCAGUCAAAGUGACAAACGAGCCUCCAAAAGGAUUGCGGUCGAACCUUGUGAGAUCACUUACUGAACUGGAUCACAAUUGGUUCGAAUUUCAUGUACUAGGAGCUCAAUGGCGGGCGCUCGUUUUCGGGCUGUGCAUGUUCCACGGUGUCAUUCUUGAACGACGAAAGUUCGGUCCGCUCGGUUGGAACAUAACCUACGAGUUUAGCGAAAGUGAUCGUGAAUGCGCUCUCCGUACCUUGGACAUCUACUGUGAUCGAGAGCUACAAGCAGCUAUACCAUGGGAUGCGCUCGAGUAUAUAAACGGUGAAAUAACGUACGGAGGACGCGUAACAGACGUAUGGGAUCAAAGAUGCUUGCGAUCGGUACUAAAGCGAUUCUCAUCUUCAGCAAUUUUGGCAGACAAGUACACGUAUAGUGCGAGUGGUCUCUAUCGCUGCCCGGAUGGAGAUGACACACGCAAGAUCCACGAGUACUUGCAAUACGUAGGGCAGCUUCCGAUCCACGAUCCUCCUGAUAUUUUUGGAAUGCACGAGAACGCUAAUAUCAUAUUCAAUCGCAAUGAAACACGAUUCUUUCUUGAUACGCUGCUGGAAAGCCAAUCGGGUGGAGAUGCCCUAGGUGAAGAAGCGAUGGCGGCCAUGGACAAAAUGUGUCUGGAUAAGAUAUAUUCCAUCAGAAAGGCGGUUGCGCCUGUUAUUGGCUAUGAUGAACUGCACCCCACUUUGCUGCAACGAGAUGCAAAAAAACGCAUUCCUUCUCUAACGACGGUUCUGUUGCAGGAAGUGGAUAGGUUCGAUAGGCUCUUGUCUGUGUUACAUAGAAGCCUACAGGAUCUGGAAAAAGCGAUUCAAGGUUUUGUAGUUAUGUCGGAAAGCUUGGAAACUAUCUAUCGCGCGUUUGAUAACAAUCAAGUACCUCUAGCCUGGCACUCGAAAGGAUAUCUUUCAACCAAGUCGCUUGCUAGCUGGGUAACUGAUUUGCAGCACCGGAUCGAGUACGUGAGGAAUUGGUGCAUAGAAGGACUACCACAAUCUUCGUGGAUAUGUGGAUUGUUUUUUCCACAGUCUUUCCUUACAGGCACUCUGCAGACGUACGCUCGGAAACAUAAUGUUCCUAUUGAUACACUAAGGUUCGAUUUCGAGGUCAUGAAUGUAACGUUGCAUCAGUCCGUAAUUUACGAAGAGCGAUCCAAAAAGGUAUUUUGUUUAAAUCUUUUCCUGAAUCUUAGCCCUCCGCAAGAUGGAAUAUUCAUCCACGGUCUCUUCAUUGAAGCUGGCCGAUGGGAUCCAAUAGAAGGAGGGCUCUGCGAUGCAAGACAUCGUGAACUAAUCGCUCAUUUACCUGUUGUCUGGUUGAAGCCGUCCACCGAGCUUGUUAUUGGUCGCAGAUACGAGGCUCCGUUGUACAAAACCAGUAUUCGAGCUGGUGUGUUAUCAACUACAGGCCAGUCCACGAAUUUCGUUCUAUCGGUUUUACUAGACUCGGACCAAUCUUCCGAUUACUGGAUAUUACGUGGAACCGCACUAGUAACAUUAAUAACAGAUUGA
Molecule: messenger RNA, 11922 nt
Organism: Anopheles nili
Lineage: Eukaryota; Metazoa; Arthropoda; Insecta; Diptera; Culicidae
Gene: Dhc16F
Product: dynein axonemal heavy chain 6
Exons: 16
Coding region: 1-11922 (3973 amino acids)
Biological process (GO): microtubule-based movement
Cellular component (GO): dynein complex
Molecular function (GO): dynein light intermediate chain binding; ATP binding; minus-end-directed microtubule motor activity
Source: RefSeq, a predicted model, not a curated record